AGGAAAAAGCAGGAGCCUAAAUGUGUCCUUAUUAAAAGUGUUCGCCUCUAUCUCUUCAUGAGGUGACACCAAACCUUUUCCUUGAUGAAUAUGAAUGACAAAAAAUCUAGAAUUGUGGAUAUCUGUUCAAGUCCAACGCAAUUGGACAGGGUAAAAAUUCGAACCCAAAGGAUUUUUAUUGGGUACGGGUAAAUUCGAACUCGAGUUCUCACAAGAACUCAUCCAUUUUACCCCAGAACACGUUAUAUUAGUUAAAAUCGGUUUCUUACUUAUCACUCACAAUUUUUGAUUUGAGGAUACUGAUCACGUCUAACUUUAGAGUUCUCAUAAAAACACCUUCAUUUCACCUCAAAUUAAUAUUAGUUUCUUACUCAUGAAGUACAAAUCUCAAUUCGUACUUUAACUAUGUGAGAUUUGCGUAUGUACAUUAUCCAACUGUAAAAAUGGUUGAAGAGAAGCAUCUUCCUUUCGUCCGUCCGUUCGUCCUUAAUCCUUCCCUCCCUUCGUCUAUCUAUUUGACCAUAUAUCUCUCUCCUCCUUCCGCUUCUCAGCCUUCUCUGCUCUUCCGCCCGCCCACGUAUGUUUCCGCCUUCUCUCUUGCCCUGACAUCACAACUGACAAGAAUUCGAGGGCUACUCGUUGAUGUUCCCUUAGAGAAAAUCAUCUUCGAUUUCAGUCACUUUUUGUCCUCUGUACAUUUCUCUCUCUCCUCCGUCGGUCUACCUUAGACAGAGCGGUGGCGGGUUACCUGUCUGGGGGACACUCAUAGCUAUGGGUAAUUGGAAGAAUCGCCCGUCUCGGAGAUGGCACUAUAAUCAAGAUAGACGACCUCCCAAAUCGUAUUACGAUUCUCACCCUCCUACUUGUCAAGAGUAUGUUGAGGAUGGUGUUCCUGUAUGGGAAAAGGAGUUCUGUUAUGCUGUUGGUGCAGUACCUUGGCAUAAGGUUGUAGAUGCCAAGAAGUUCUCCUACUGCCAAAGUCAGGUCCUCAAAUGGGACGACUCAGCCGGAAAAGAGGCAUUUCAUAAUGCCAAAAAACGUUACUGGGCAGUUAUUAAUGGUCUCCCAUGCGACGUACCUCCACCGGAUCCUAAUGCUUGUAUUGAUGAAAUAAAUUGGAAUCCUUAUAUUGACGCUGAACUGAUUCGAGAAUUGGAGCAAGAGUAUUUUGCUCCAGUUGAUGACGAGAGGAACUUCGGUAAUAGAAAGAAAAAGACCAAGAACUUGUUCUCUCAUCCGCUAGAAGGUUGUAGUAUGAAUCCUGGAGACGAUGCGGUGAACCCUUGGGGGGCUCAGAACUUUGUGCAAAUCAGUAGUGCUGCUGUCAAUGCUGAAUGUCAAGGCUGGGGGGAUCAGUGGGAUGAUAACCUGAAAGAAUCUAAUGAUUCAAAUAAAGCUGAUAAUAAUCCCUGGGAGAAGGCCUACCAUCAAGGAGAUGAAGCUGUAGACGGGAGCAGAGGCUGGCCAGUUUUAGGUGAUAAUUCAUUGGGAUGGAACCCUUCUUCUGUCUAUGUUGCUACAAAAUCGAAUGGUUGGGUGAAUGGAGGCAAUACUUGGGAGGGCAACGGUGAAGCUACUAGUAUCCCUUCUAAGACUGAUGGUUGGGGUGAAUUUCGGGAUGGGUCUUGGGGUGAUAAUCGAUAUCAUCCAGGAAGACUGAAAAGUGGUCAGCAACCUAGGGAAGGCAGCUUUGAAGCUAGUGGUACUCAGAAUGAUAGUGGAUGGAGAAAUAAUAGCAGCAGUCAAGCAUGGGUGAGGAAACAAUGGGAUGAACAUGCUGCUGAGGAAACCAAAAACUCGAACUAUAGAAAGCCAGGUUGGGGAACCUGGAAUAAGGAUUCCUGGAGGAAUGAUGGCGGCCAUCAAGAUGGAACAGGAUACAGCAGGACGCAACCUAGGUUUGAUGAUGGUAACUACGAAUAUCGAGCAGGCGGUCACCAUUGGAGGGGUAAGAAGAGGGUAAGUUUUGGUUAUAGCUAAGUAAAAGCAUUUUGUAGAGUAUAUAUAGAAUGUGCCCUUUUGUUAUGUGGGACGAGAGAGUGUCUUGUGUCUUGUGACUUUCCAUCUCCAAUUCUCCAUCAUCCAAGUAAGUGUUCACUGUGUGUUUAUGCUGAUCAUGACGCAGUUCAGCGUUCUGUAUUUGAUGUCGCAGUUUUGUCUGGUGUCGAAAUUCAUUAAACUAAAAUCAAAUAACCUGUAAUUUGGAUGACGGAAAGACGCACGCUUCCAUAGCUAUAACAAGUUGGUACGUUUUCGAGUGCUUCUUUCCACUUUUUUGUUCCAUGUUUAUUAGUAGGUUCCUCCAACUUAUAGACCUCUAAUUUAUUAUACGCUCUCGAGUUAGGUAACUAGUUCGUGGAGCAAGAGCGGGAGAGCUUUUAAUUUUCAAUAAUGUUAUUUUCAGAGCGUGAUAAAAGCAUUAAUAUUAUAUUAUUUUUAUUUAAAUAUUGUAUUAUUUAAAUAUUUUUAAUCAAUACCAACCACAAAAUGUAUAAUUUUACUAAUUUUUUCGACUAGUAGCGGAUCAACUCCCAUAUAAAUGAAUAUGAUUCUCCCUGCUAUCACUAAAAUAUUGUUUUAAACUUUUAAUUAGAAGUAGAAGUAAAAACAUUAUUUUUAUGGAAAACCUGGUUGUAUAUUGUAUUACAUGGAAACAGAAGGUUUACGACCCACAAAAGCCAACAGCUUCAAGAAUUGUGUACAAGAAAUGGAGUGGAUACCCAGCCCAGUCAUAUACAUUCCACGUCGGAGCCUAAUGACACAGAAAAUGUGCCACACAAUUCUGACGUCUUGGAGAACACUCGUCCUUCCAUCUCAGAUCAAGCUCUGUUCGAUCCUUAUCUCUGCAAAUCAGGAGGGAGAUUAGACACAUGCAAUCUGUCUCCACCGCUGAAGGCCCGAUGCCAUGCAUGUCGAUUCGGAUUUCGGAAGCUUAAAACCCGUCGCCAUGACAUCUGCGUGGUUUCAACUAACAAGAAUUCCCCUUGUCCUUCUUCGAGAAAGCUUGACAGAAGAAACCUCGAUCAUCUCAAAUAACAGCUGUCAAUUCAAGCUAUAAGAAACCCACCAGUGCACGCGACCCAUGGUUUGAUUGGCGAGGCUGCCCCUGAGUUUUCUCGUUCGGAUGCAUGGGACUACUAAUUCUUCUUUCUGCUAGCUGUCUGUUAAGUUUCUCACCUCUUUUACCUGUCCGAUCUCUUCCACCAACUCCGGUUCGAGCCAAGGCUUAUAGAUUGGCGGCAACAUGACUCUUGAUUCUUCCAUCUUGUCACAAUUUCCCAAAGAAAAGUUCAAUUAGAGAAGCCGAUGAAGAACUUGGUCCAGAUUGAGAGAAGUAUUUGAUGAUAAGGUGAGAUGAUAUCUAUCAAAAUCAAUAUUGUUUGAGAAGAUAAUCAAAAAAUGCUGAGAACAAAGAGAGUUCGCGCUCUGCAUUUCAAAGUUCGCGCUCUAGCUAGAUAUAAUUCGCGAAUUAUAAGCGAAUUUUCUGGAAUUCGCGAUUUGGCGGUUGAAAGCGGGAGCGCUACCGCGUAAGUGGCAAAUUGUAUAUCCUAACUCUCGAGGGAUGGAGGAACCUAUUUGAGAGAACCCUGCUUCUAAGGAGCAGAUCUUGUGAGUAAUCCCAUGCAUAACCCAAUAAGAAUCUGCCACAUCAACGUCUCCUUCUCCUUCCUGGAAAAAUCAUUAAUUUUCUUUCUCUUAAUCUUUAACGAAUGAUUUCUCACUCGUUUUAACUCGGAAUUUAAUUUUUUUUGCACAGUUAGAUCAGAUUAAUUGUUCUCUUCAAAAUGAUAUCCACUUUGAUAUUUUUUGCAACAAAAAAAAUUGCCAGUUAUUACCAGUCAAUACCAUAUGGUAUUGACUGGUAUUAAAUAACAGCAUAUCAU
Molecule: messenger RNA, 3884 nt
Organism: Linum trigynum
Lineage: Eukaryota; Viridiplantae; Streptophyta; Magnoliopsida; Malpighiales; Linaceae
Source: the annotation of a GenBank genome assembly